AUGGCUAGCUCUAAGGUUGUAGCAGUUGCUCUCAUAUUCUUGCUGAGCACCGAGACCAUUGCCGCGGGAAGGGCGCUGAUUAAAGUUACCGGAAGCGGAGGAGGAGGUGGCGGCGGUGGUGGCGGUGGUGGCGGUGCAGAGUUGGGUCACGGGGGGUCCGGAUAUGGCUCCGGGGACGGCGGUGGAGAUGGAGGAGGUGGUGGUGGAGGAAGCGGUGGAGGCGGUGGCCGUGGUUCCGGAUACGGGUCUAGUGGGGGUAUCGGUUCUGGGUAUGGUGCAGUGGUGGCGGUAAGUAGCGGUGGCGGUGGCAGUGGUGGUGGCGGAUCGGGCCACAGGGGCGGAUACGACGGUUCAUGCUACGGAUAUGGUGGUGGAUCGGGUUAUGGUGGUGGGGCCGGCCAGGGCACAGGAUACGGAAUGGGAGGUGGUGGUGGAAGCGGCGGUGGAUCGGGCUACGAAUCGGGCGUAGGUUCUGGAUACGGAUCUGAAUCCGGUUCCGGCUAUGGUGGUGGACAUGGGUGA
Messenger RNA from Ananas comosus (pineapple), 522 nucleotides. Its product is annotated as glycine-rich cell wall structural protein 2-like. The transcript is spliced from 2 exons. The record is from RefSeq and is a predicted model, not a curated record. The coding region runs from base 1 to 522 and encodes 173 amino acids. NCBI's taxonomy places the organism in Eukaryota, Viridiplantae, Streptophyta, Magnoliopsida, Poales, Bromeliaceae.